AGCUGGGAGCGGGUCGUGGUUGGCAUCAGUUGUGCGGUGGUCGUAUGGACGUGAGGAUGGUGAGUUUUUUAGGACGUCGUCUCUUCUUUAAUUAUUAAUAUUCGCAGAUUGACGUUAAAUCAAAGAAACAGUGUUAGUUGACGUAGGAAUGAGCGAAUUGGGUGUUUUGGUGCCAGAAGAAAAAGCAACGUAUGUGACGUCGUCUCGUAUGGUAGAAACUGCGCCCUCUACCGAUUCUCCGCUGGACGAAGAAUGUAAACAGAAAAACGGACGUAGGACGUUGAGUGAGAAGGAGGCUUCGUCGCGAAAGAAAAAGCAUAGACGCGGAAAAACGAAAAAGCGGAGGUGGAAACCUUAUUAUAAAAUGUCGUGGCAGGAGAGAAGAGAAUUAGAAGAAAGGGAAACGCUUCGAGCCAAUCGUAUUAGGGCCGAAAUGUUAGCUCACGGACAACCGUUAGCACCUUACAAUACUACUCAGUUCUUGAUGGAAGAUCACAAUGUUCAAGAGCCGAAUUACGAACACAUCCCAAACGGUCACAGGCAUAAUAACCGAGAAAAUAGCGUAGAUUCUUCCGACGAAUAUUACAGUUCGCCGGAAGACGAGGAAGAUUUCUUACAGAAGCAGUUUACGGAAGCGUACGAUAACAUUCAUGCCGAACGCUUAAAUGCCAUGUCUAAAACAGAACUUGUACAAGAAUAUAUUUUGUUGGAAGAUAAAGUGGAAGAACUAGAAAAUCAAUUGAAGAACGCCUCGCGUUGUCCCAAUGAUAGGUUAACGGCUGAACAAGAAGUGCAAACAGUGUUAGAAGAUCAGUUCGAGAAAGUUCGUAUCUUCAAAGAGGAGAUUAAAAAAUUGACAGAUGAAAAUAAUCGCUUGAAAAGCGAAAACGAAUUGUUAAGAAGUCGGGUAGCCGAGAACGAUCGCAUUUCUUAGAAAUUACGGCAUUUCAUUCAUUUUGUAAUUACGUCAUCAUUUGUAGAUAGUUCUCUCUACAGUUUGACGUUUUUUUCAUUUUUUAAUUGACGAAUAUAUUUUUUUUCGUUGUUGUUUUCUACAUCAAUACUGUCAAAUGUUUCUGGAACCAAGUAGAUCUGGACAACCGAUUUGUUUGUAUACAUGACGACCAUUUCAUUGGAGAGAGCGUAUCAUUGUCAUUUAGUCAUUGAGUUGUGUAUAUGUCAAGAUUAAAACACUUUUGUUCUUUCCAGUUUUUGAGUGACCAAUAA
Molecule: messenger RNA, 1227 nt
Organism: Centruroides sculpturatus (bark scorpion)
Lineage: Eukaryota; Metazoa; Arthropoda; Arachnida; Scorpiones; Buthidae
Product: protein HEXIM-like
Exons: 1
Coding region: 149-934 (261 amino acids)
Biological process (GO): negative regulation of transcription by RNA polymerase II; negative regulation of cyclin-dependent protein serine/threonine kinase activity
Cellular component (GO): nucleus; nucleoplasm; cytoplasm
Molecular function (GO): cyclin-dependent protein serine/threonine kinase inhibitor activity; 7SK snRNA binding
Source: RefSeq, a predicted model, not a curated record